Messenger RNA from Sorghum bicolor (sorghum), 1508 nucleotides. RefSeq names its product syntaxin-124. The transcript is spliced from 2 exons. Bases 277 to 1224 code for a protein of 315 amino acids. Lineage: Eukaryota; Viridiplantae; Streptophyta; Magnoliopsida; Poales; Poaceae. Gene Ontology annotation, biological process: intracellular protein transport; vesicle fusion; exocytosis. Gene Ontology annotation, cellular component: plasma membrane; SNARE complex; endomembrane system. Gene Ontology annotation, molecular function: SNAP receptor activity; SNARE binding. The record is from RefSeq and is a predicted model, not a curated record.
GCACACCACACAGAGUACUACACGGGACGCGGCGUGGGCACGUCCAUUUCGUCUGCUGGAUGCCAGCUCUUCUAGGAAUCGAAGGGACUCCUCCUUGCCCCGCCAAUUGGCGUCCUUCCCUCCCUCCCUCUCCGCCAUUGCCAAGAAACAAGACGUCUCGCGACAUUUUUGUUGCCCUUGCUGGCUGCUGCAUUUGGUGGUGGCUCGCACACGGCCAGCUGCGCGAUCAUCGUCGUCUUGCUCGCGCUGUGGCUCCGGCUCCGGCUGUCCGGCAAGAUGAACGACCUCUUCACGUCGGCGUCGUUCAAGAAGUACGCGGACCUGAAGCAUCAGGUGGUGAUGGACGACCUGGAGUCCGGCGUCGGCGGCGGCGAGGCGGAGGGCCCCUGCCUGGACCGGUUCUUCGAGGACGUGGAGGGCGUGAAGGAGGACCUGCGCGGGCUGGAGUCGCUGCACCGGCGGCUGCAGUCGGCGCACGAGGAGAGCAAGACCGCGCACGACGCCCGCGCCGUCAAGGCCCUCCGCGCCCGCAUGGACGCCGACGUCGACCAGGUGCUCCGCCGCGCCAAGGCCGUGAAGACCAAGCUGGAGGCGCUCGACCGCGCCAACGCCGCCAGCCGCAGGCUCCCCGGCUGCGGUCCGGGCUCCUCCGCCGACCGCACCCGCACCUCCGUCGUCACCGGCCUCGGCAAGAAGCUCAAGGACCUCAUGGACGACUUCCAGGGCCUGCGGACGCGGAUGGCGGCGGAGUACAAGGAGACGGUGGCGCGGCGGUACUACACGGUGACGGGGGAGGAGGCGGCGGAGGGGACGGUGGAGGCGCUGAUCGCGUCGGGGCAGAGCGAGACGUUCCUGCAGAAGGCGAUCCAGGAGCAGGCGGCGGCGGCGGGGCGCGCGCAGGUGGUGGACACGGUGUCGGAGAUCCAGGAGCGGCGCGACGCGGUGGUGGAGGUGGAGCGCAGCCUCAGGGAGCUCCACCAGGUGUUCCUGGACAUGGCGGCGCUGGUGGAGGCGCAGGGACACCAGCUGAACGACAUCGAGAGCCACGUGGCGCGCGCCAGCUCCUUCGUGCUCCGCGGCGCCGUCGAGCUCGAGGCCGCCAGGGAGUACCAGAGGAGUGGCCGAAAGUGGGCGUGCGUCGCCCUCGUCGCUGCCGCGUUGCUCGCCGCUGUCGUCGUUCUACCCGUCCUCGUCAACCUCCACCUCCUCAGCCUGAGACGGUAGGUAGAUCGUUCAUCGUCGGCGGCGGCGUUUCGCGGGACGUCCGCCGGACUCCGCCGUCGAUCGAUGCAUGCAUUUCUUCGUCUUGUGCUACCUUAGAAUUGAACUUGGAUUGCGGUGGAGAUUGCGGAUCGUUUCGUAGCUAGAGAAACAGUGUUGUACGUGUUGGGUACAUUGGAAUUGUUGUUUGUUCAUUAUUCGUUUGAGCCGGCAUAUAUAGUGGUUACCGACGUGGCAACAAAACGAUGCCUGAAGCUGAAACGAAAGACACGCCUUUCUCAAAGAUA